AUGUCAAACCCACUCGUUAGUCUUAAUCUUACAAACAAUAUCCCCUCUACCUCAACUAAAACAUUCCCUCGCUACCGGCGUCAUGGUUUGUAUCACCAUACUACCUCAAAUUCAGGUGGUUGCGGUCUCCCAGAUCUGUAUGACAUUGCUGACGGUAUUGGCACAAUAACGAUCAAUGAUGCCGACAAACUCGAAGCCAACCUAGUCAUGGAGCUUGUGAGGGCCAGACGAGACCUCUUCAGGGCUGAACAGUCGCUCACUGAUUGCGUGGUCCGCGAGUGUGAACUGAUGGCCAGUCUGUUGAAGUUCAAGUCCAACAUUUCUGCACAGAAGCUCAACAAGGCAGACCUCGGAUUGGGAUGUAUGCGGAUUACCUUCAAAAAACACAGUCUUUCUCAUCAUGUGCCUGCACAUGACACCAGCAAGUCCGCCAACAGUAUCAUAGUGUAUUAA
Molecule: messenger RNA, 453 nt
Organism: Suillus discolor
Lineage: Eukaryota; Fungi; Basidiomycota; Agaricomycetes; Boletales; Suillaceae
Exons: 2
Coding region: 1-453 (150 amino acids)
Source: RefSeq, a predicted model, not a curated record